UGGAAGCCCAAGGAUAUCUACCGGGAGGUGUCGCAGCAGCUGGUGUACCAGCAGCAGCCCACCUGGUCCCGUGAGAAGGUGAACAAGCAGGCGGUGUUCGAGUUUGAGUCGGCCGCCCGGCAGUUCAUGGUGAGCACCCUGCGCGUGGCCAAGAGCUUCCGACCCAAGCAACUCUGGGGGUUCUACCUCUUCCCCGACUGCUACAACCACGACUACAGCAAGAACAAGGAGAGCUACACCGGCCAGUGCCCGGAUGUGGAGAAGACGCGCAAUGACCAGCUGGCGUGGCUCUGGAGGGAGAGCAUGGCCCUCUACCCCUCCAUCUACCUUGACCUGCUCCUGGCCUCCACCCCCAACAGCCGCAAGUUUGUGCGGGCACGGGUGAUGGAGGCCAUGCGUAUCUCGCAGCAGCACCACGAUGGCUAUUCCCUGCCCGUUUUCGUCUACACCCGACCCACCUACAUCCGCAAGCUGGACGUGCUCAGCCAGUCGGACCUGAUCUCCACCAUUGGAGAGAGUGCGGCGCUGGGAGCAGCUGGAGCCAUUUUCUGGGGUGACGCUGACUACACUAAAAACCGGGACUCGUGCCAGAUCAUCAAGAACUACCUGGAGGGGGACCUGGGCCGCUACAUCGUGAAUGUCACGACGGCAGCGCAGGUCUGCAGCACGGUGCUGUGCCAGGGCCGGGGCCGCUGCCUGCGCCAGGACAGCACUGCCGACGUCUUCCUCCACCUCAACUCCACCAGCUUCCAGCUGCGGCACCGGGAUGGGGACCACCCCCAGCAC
Balearica regulorum gibbericeps (East African grey crowned-crane) is the source of this 786-nucleotide messenger RNA. NCBI's taxonomy places the organism in Eukaryota, Metazoa, Chordata, Aves, Gruiformes, Gruidae. The record is from RefSeq and is a predicted model, not a curated record.